Molecule: messenger RNA, 3268 nt
Organism: Benincasa hispida (wax gourd)
Lineage: Eukaryota; Viridiplantae; Streptophyta; Magnoliopsida; Cucurbitales; Cucurbitaceae
Product: receptor protein-tyrosine kinase CEPR1-like
Biological process (GO): protein phosphorylation
Molecular function (GO): protein kinase activity; ATP binding; receptor serine/threonine kinase binding
Source: RefSeq, a predicted model, not a curated record
CACAUAGAAUCCUUUUUUUUUCCUUUCCUUUUCUUUAUUUCUUUAUAGAACAAAUAUUUGAAGCGAUUGAAAUUAUUCCUUGAAACAUGAGUUAGUGGAAUUGCGUAUAAAUGUAAAGCUAUCUUCUUUAUGCAAAGCCAAACCUCCAAGAACUUAUACACAUUUUACACCUUCAAAUAAACUCUCCCCUUUUUCUUCUUCAUUCUUCUCUUAAAACUCAAUGAUCCUUUCAAUCUUCCCCAUUUAUAUACUUCUCUUCUUCCCCUUCUCGAAUACCCACUUCAAAUUCUCCCUGUUUCUUUAGUUUUGUGUUGUCAGUUUUCACUAUGGCUCUCUUUUUCUACUUCUUCUUACUAAACUCUUUGAUUUCUCUUGCCAUCGGAACUGAUCAAUCGCAGUUUUUCUCUUUGAUGCAAAAGGGUGUCAUCGGGAAUUCUCUGCCUUCCGAUUGGAUUGGAAACUCGUUCUGUAAUUUCACCGGUGUUAGCUGUAAUGAAAAUGGGUUAGUGGUCGGAAUUGAUCUCUCAGGCAGGGCGGUUUCCGGGAGGUUUCCGGUGGAUGUUUGUUCUUAUUUACCGGAGUUGAGAGUGCUGCGGCUGGGACGGAGUGGCUUACGUGGAACUUUUCCACGUGGGAUAACGAAUUGCUCUGUUUUGGAAGAAUUGGAUAUGAAUUCUCUGUCUCUGACUGGGACGUUACCGGAUUUCUCGCCGUUGAAAACUUUGAGGAUUCUCGAUUUGUCGUACAAUAAUUUCACCGGUGAAUUUCCGUUGUCGGUUUUCAGUUUAACGAAUCUGGAGAUGUUGAAUUUCAACGAGGAUAACAAUUUCAACACGUGGCAGUUGCCGGAGAAUGUGUCCGGCUUGACGAAGUUGAAAACGAUGGUGUUAACGACUUGUAUGCUGGAAGGCCGAAUUCCGGCGACGAUUGGGAACAUGACGGCGCUGGUUGACCUUGAAUUAAGCGGAAAUUUCCUCACCGGAAAAAUCCCAAGAGAAAUCGGGAAUUUGAAAAAUUUGAGACAGUUGGAGCUUUAUUACAAUUCAUUAGUCGGAGAAAUACCAGAGGAACUUGGGAAUUUAACAGAGCUCGUGGACCUGGAUAUGUCGGUCAACAAAUUGAUUGGGAAACUUCCAGAGUCGAUUUGUCGUCUUCCUAAGCUUGAAGUUCUUCAACUUUACAACAACUCAUUAACAGGGGAGAUUCCAAUUUCAAUUUCAAAUUCAACGACACUCACUAUGUUAUCCCUUUACGACAACUACAUGACGGGACAAGUUCCAAGUAAUUUGGGUCAAUUCUCGCCUAUGGUGGUUCUCGAUUUGUCGGAAAAUGAUUUCUCCGGUCCAUUACCGACAGAUGUCUGUGGAAAAGGUAAAUUAAUGUAUUUCCUCGUGUUGGAUAAUAAAUUUUCCGGUCAAAUCCCACCGUCGUACGGCAAAUGCCAGUCCCUUUUACGGUUUCGUGUUAGUUCGAAUAUUUUGGACGGUCCGGUGCCGCUGGGACUUUUGGGUCUUCCUCAUGUUUCGAUUAUUGAUUUUGGUAACAAUAAUUUGAGCGGUGAAAUUCCCAAUUCUUUUGUUAAAGCGAGGAAUCUUUCGGAAUUGUUUAUGCAGAGUAAUAAGAUUUCCGGCGUCUUGCCGUCGGAAAUUUCUAAAGCCACCAAUUUAGUUAAGAUUGAUCUUAGCAACAAUCUGUUAUCUGGUCCAAUUCCUUCUGAAAUUGGGAAUCUCAGGAGGCUAAAUUUGUUGCUUUUACAAGGAAAUCACUUAAAUUCUUCAAUACCCCCUUCACUUUCUGAGCUUAAAUCUCUGAAUGUUCUUGAUUUAUCCGAUAAUCGAUUAACGGGUACUAUCCCAGAAAGUCUCUGUGAAUUACUACCGAAUUCAAUCAAUUUCUCAAACAAUCAACUCUCUGGUCCAAUUCCUCUGUCUUUAAUCAAAGGUGGGUUAGUUGAAAGCUUUUCCGGCAACCCAGGAUUAUGCGUUUCAGUGUAUUUAGAUUCAUCAGAUCAGAAAUUCCCAAUUUGUUCUCAAAAUUACAACAAAAAGAGAUUGAAUUCCAUCUGGGCAAUCGGAAUAUCGGCGUUCAUAAUCUUCAUCGGAGCUGCUCUGUAUUUAAGACGACGAUUCAGCAGAGAAAAAUCAGUAAUGGAACAAGACGAAACACUGUCAUCAUCGUUCUUCUCCUACGAUGUGAAAAGCUUCCACCGAAUCAGCUUCGACCCAAGAGAGAUAAUCGAAUCAAUGGUAGAUAAGAACAUCGUCGGCCAUGGCGGCUCCGGUACGGUGUACAAAAUAGAGUUAAGCAGUGGGGAAAUCGUAGCCGUGAAAAGGCUGUGGAGUCGGAGGGGGAAAGAUACGACGUCAGAUCAAGAACAGUUGUAUUUGGACAAAGAACUGAAAACAGAGGUGGAAACAUUAGGGAGUAUAAGGCAUAAAAACAUAGUAAAAUUGUAUUGCUAUUUCUCAAGCUUGGAUUGCAGUUUAUUGGUUUAUGAGUAUAUGCCAAAUGGGAAUUUAUGGGAUGCUUUGCAUAAGGGUUGGAUUCAUUUGGAUUGGCCAACAAGGCAUCAAAUUGCUUUGGGUAUAGCCCAAGGCUUGGCUUAUCUUCAUCAUGAUUUGUUGCCUUCUAUAAUUCACAGAGACAUUAAAACAACAAAUAUUUUGUUGGAUGUCAAUUAUCACCCUAAAGUUGCAGAUUUUGGUAUUGCUAAGGUUUUGCAAGCUAGAACUGGCAAGGAUUCCACCACCACUGUCAUCGCCGGCACUUAUGGUUAUCUCGCUCCGGAGUAUGCAUAUUCAUCAAAAGCUACAACAAAGUGCGACGUGUACAGCUUCGGAAUCGUGUUGAUGGAGUUGAUAACGGGGAAGAAGCCGGUGGAGGCGGAGUUUGGGGAGAACAAGAACAUCAUAUAUUGGGUUUCAAACAAAGUAGACACAAAGGAAGGAGCCAUGGAGGUUUUAGACAAAAGAGUUUCAAGUUCAUUCAAAGAUGAGAUGAUUAAAGUUCUAAGGAUUGCAAUUCGUUGUACAUACAAGAAUCCAGCCCUUAGACCCACCAUGAAAGAAGUGGUUCAGCUGUUGAUUGAAGCCGACCCUUGCACAUUCGAUUCUUCUCAUAACAAAUGCUCCAAACACACCACCACCAAAAUCAACAACCCGUUUGACUUAUGAGACCCUUUUUCUUCUUAACCCCAUCAACCCUACUAAUCUUCAACUCAAUGGUAUAGCAUCUUUAUAUUUAUAUAUAUAUAUAUAUGAUUUACCAA